AGGAAGUGACGUCAAGCACCUGACGACGCCCCUGACAACGACACGCACAGUUGUACGAUGGCAAUGGACAGUGCUAAAGCUACUUUGAUAGCAUUUGAUGCCAAUAAACUGAAGUACACCCAAUACCAGGAAUAUUUGAAAGAGCAUGAAGACAAGGCUAGCAGUUUAGUGGUGCCUGAAUUCGAUACAGUAUGGGUCACAAAGCGCUAUAGCCCGACAGACCAGCGGGUACAAGUUCCGGUACCACGAUAUAAGUUAUUGAGGUCUGCGAUUCUCCCUCCUGUGGAAAAGGACUGGGUGCCGCCAAGCAACCCUCCUUUGCGCAGUUUUCAUCGCACUCAGAGUAAGAUCUAUGCACCCUUCCCGAGCACGCGAUGCGAAGAUUUCUCGACUUUACGGCAGAUGCUGCCUUCAAGCGGCAGUGUUCACAAAGAGCGUCCUCCCAACUGGGGUACGGGACACGUUUAUGCUCAUCUUCCUAUUGUGUCGGAGCGAGCUCCCACUCGCUUUCCCAGAGUGAACAGUCCUAUGACCAGGUAUAUGGAGCACAUGCAUCAGAGUAGCCCUUUGCUUCACAUGUUCUGAGCACCAGCUGCACCAUUAGAGUAAUUAUUGGUGCCUGAAGCAAUCACCAAGUUGACAGUAUCUACUGAAAAAAAUGUUUACCAACAGUAAUAAUAGAUCAAAGUAAUAACUUUCUUCCCAGCAAAACUUCAAAUUAGACUUUAGAGAAAUAUCUACAUCAGUAUUAUUCUAUCACUCAGUACAGAAUAUGCUACAGUGUUUAAGAUCAUCUCUGUUAGUAGACAAAGGUGAUGGUAUAAGAUACACAUGUGGGGAGAUUUUCUACUUGUAGUCUGCACUGUGCAACUUUAACAAUCCCAGCAAAGUUGUACUGGUGAUACAGAGAGAGUAGAGUAGUGAGAGUGUAAUGUAUCAUAAUAAUUGUAAUGAAUGGAUGAUGAGUGUAGACACUUGGUGAUAGAAACAUGAUGAUAACAUGGCAUUCCUAACAAGAUAUGCAUAUAACUUAAGGAUUUAUUUUGUCUCAAGUAUUGCUAAAGAUGCUCACUUUACACAGCAUUAGCCUGAAAGGUUUUGUCAGUAUUAUAUGUUUGUAGGUGCUUGUGCACACAUGCACAUAUGUGUAUACAGUUUUUUCAUUGAUGAAGCUCUCCAGUCCCAUUUUAUUAUUACUUUAUCCAGGUAUCUUUUUUCAUUGUAUUUAAAAAAAGUUGUUUUACAUGAAUGGCAAAAUAUUUCUUUACAUUAAUAAUACUAUCCAUUAGAUGUAAGUUCAUCAAAAGUAAAUGAUACUGUGUUUAAAAUGGUACCUAGAAUUGUUUGCAUUAUUAUUAAUGCUGGUCUUAAUUAAGUAGAUUUCUUUUCAGCAAUUAUAAAAUGUAAAUGGCUUCAUAUUUUUAUUUAUUACAUACUUUUUUCACUUUUUUACUCAAACUCUUGUGGAACAUUAAGAUUAGACGUUGCCCAUGUCACCUGCAGUUAAUGCCCUUGCCUUCUUGUCUGAUCCGUUUGUUUACAAUAGAAAGUUUGUUUACAAGAGAAAAUGCCUUUACAUCAUGACUUGGCCUUCAUAAGGAAGGGUAGUAGAGGCGUUUUUAGGCCUUUGAAGAGAGAUAACACCCAGACUAAGCUCUCAAAGACCGACCAUUUACAUAAUGGCUAUAUUAAGAGAUACAAAGUGCAUGAGUCAAGAUCUCAAAUCAUAAACCAUGUGGAUUGUCUUAGUGACAAGGAACUAGCGACACAUGACAGGGGAAUAUGCAACAGGCAUUUGGUGACAUGACAAACAGCAGUACACCAAGCCAUCUUCCAGUAUUAAAUACAGUCUAUGUGACAUAGAAUUACUUGCUGACUCCUCACAUGACUUGCAUAGUACUUCCUACUUUGGAAAUCAUUUCUACCACCUAUUUGCUUAUAUAUUCUUUUGAUAUACUGUAAACACUUGAUCUAAGAUCAGAUGUUUGCUCAUAGUACAUUCAGUGCCUUAAUGGGUCUGGUCAUUGUAUACUAAUAGUCCUCUCUUGUCAGUAUUAUUUUUUAAAUUAAAUUUAAAUAAAGAAAAAUAUAAAUUAACAAA
Pomacea canaliculata is the source of this 2101-nucleotide messenger RNA. RefSeq lists its product as uncharacterized. The transcript has 2 exons. NCBI's taxonomy places the organism in Eukaryota, Metazoa, Mollusca, Gastropoda, Architaenioglossa, Ampullariidae. The coding region runs from base 58 to 585 and encodes 175 amino acids. The record is from RefSeq and is a predicted model, not a curated record.